CUCCUGGGCUCCUGUGUUACUGUUUUCACACUUGAGCAAAAUGAAUACAGGCGUUGAGUCUGAUAGUCAAAACCGUGAGCCUUUAAUGCGGCUUUAACACUGGAAACAAAUCCCAGAUUUGAUGCAGUUUAGUGGUUUUUUCAGUGUAGAUACAUUAAGGCUGGAGUUGAUUAGUCUGUGCAGGUGUAAACACAUCUUUGCGUUAUUUUUUAACGUAGCUUAGUUUAUUUCCACACACUAAUAGAGUGUAAAAUUGCUCUGGUAGUACGGAAUUAAUGCAGACACAAAACCCAGAGAGAUGGAUUAGGGGAGUCCAGUAGUCAAUUGCUCUCAAAGAGCAUUAAGAAUUUCUAUGAUGUCACCUUUAGACCGGUGUGAUCAUCAAACCCACCUCCUGCUUUUUUUUUUUAACAACAAUGUAUACUGGUUGAAGCAAUAAAAGGACCAGACAGACAAAGCUUUUCAUUCGUCAUCUCAUUGCUACAACCUGCAGCUGUUGUCAGAAAAUCAUUCUUUGUCACAGUUCUGUCACCCUGAGAAAGAUGGAAAAACUGAGCUUUUAUCUCUUUCUUCUUAUCGGUGGGAAUUUCCUACUGGCUGUUACUUGUUAUCCAAAUGGCCAAGUUACUCCCUCGUGUAGUAACAUGAUACCAGACCAUGGUGUCAGUGCCCAGACUACAAUUGCUCCCUAUAACAUCACAGCAAGUAAAAACACAUACAGCCCCGGAGAGAAAAUAACAGUGACUCUCCAAGGAAGCGAUGUUUUUGAAGGGUUCUUGUUGCAAGCUCGAAAAGAUGGAGGAACUGCUGCUGUUGGUACUUUCACUGUAACAGAUGCUACAAAUUCUCAAGGUCUAAACUGCAACGGACCUAAUUCUGCUGUAAGUCACAAGUCCAGUACAGGCCUAACAAACAUCCAAGCCACCUGGGUGGCACCAAGUUCUAGCGCUGGAGACCUUGAAUUCAGAGCCACCUUUGUUAAAUCAAAGCUUAUAUUUUGGGUUCAAGUUAAAAGUUCACAAGUGACUGUCAAUACUACUGCAUUUGGAAGUUCAUCUUCAUCAUUUAAUCCAAAUAUUAUGCUUCAUCUUCCACUGAUUCUGUUUGUCAGUGGCAUCCUGGUGUGUUACACUUAGAUGGAUCUGAAAGCAGCUGGAAUAAACAUGUAUUCAUCUUUUAAAAACCGGGCCUUGACAAACUCUGUUAAUUCCUUAUCAGUUUAACUACAGAAUCUCAGUGAAUAUUUUAUCUGAAGAUAGUCUUCAUUUAUGAUGUAGGAGUGUUAGGGGCUGGUUGUAAUUAGGAUAUGUUGAAACACAGCUGAUAACUUCAUGGUUUGAGUUGCCAAAACUUAAAACCACUGGUCAAUUCCAAAUAUCAAUAUGCAUGAAACUUUCCUAGACUGCUGUUGGUUUCUUUCAGUCAAGAAAGUUAAUGUAUGCCUUUUUUUUAUUUACCAAAAUAAUAAUAAUUAUAACAUUUUAAAUAACUCUCAAGUUUAAAGCUUUCUCUGCACAUAUACAGUACUGACACAAAUUAUGGAAACAGCAAAUGAUUUAAAGAACGACUGGGGGUAGUGAUUUUAUUGCCCAUUUUUCCUCACUCGGGCCCUUUUUAUUAAAUAUCUUGCUAUCCCUGAAUAGAUAAGUAUAAACGAAUUUUAGAACAUCCCUUUCCUUCCUCAAGAUGGUAUUUCCCUCACAAGAUCCACAGCGACUCCUUAUUAUUAUUUAUUUAGAAGACACUUUUACCCCAAAAAGCAGGACAACACCC
Molecule: messenger RNA, 1773 nt
Organism: Acipenser ruthenus (sterlet)
Lineage: Eukaryota; Metazoa; Chordata; Actinopteri; Acipenseriformes; Acipenseridae
Product: putative ferric-chelate reductase 1
Exons: 7
Coding region: 543-1136 (197 amino acids)
Molecular function (GO): oxidoreductase activity, acting on metal ions
Source: RefSeq, a predicted model, not a curated record